Messenger RNA from Arabidopsis thaliana (thale cress), 1785 nucleotides. It is a transcript of the gene MYB51, whose product is annotated as myb domain protein 51. Gene Ontology annotation, cellular component: nucleus. The transcript is spliced from 3 exons. Gene Ontology annotation, biological process: regulation of DNA-templated transcription. The record is from RefSeq and is marked reviewed. NCBI's taxonomy places the organism in Eukaryota, Viridiplantae, Streptophyta, Magnoliopsida, Brassicales, Brassicaceae. Bases 367 to 1425 code for a protein of 352 amino acids.
ACUUUGCAAAGUGUAACACAAACAGUUCUCUUUAGAGAAAAAAAGAUUCUCUCUAUAAAACCUUCUCUUUGUGUCUCUCUUUGUGGUAAGAAAACAGAGCAACUAGAUCUCUCUUCUCCUCUGCUCGUUCAAUGUUAUAACGAUCUCGAGUAUCACAAAAGAACAAGAUGUCUAUUCGAAGAAUCUACCGAUGUCUGAAUUCUUUAAUCAAAAGAUCUUGUGCUCAAUCUCUAUGAUCAUACGCCCCAUUUCACACUUUGUUUCACCUCUCAGUUUUUUUUUUUGUGUUUUUUUGUCCCUCUUUGUUUCACUUGAGAACAACCCCCUUUGAACUCGAUCAAGAAAGCUAAGUUUGAAGAAUCAAGAAUGGUGCGGACACCGUGUUGCAAAGCUGAACUAGGGUUAAAGAAAGGAGCUUGGACUCCCGAGGAAGAUCAGAAGCUUCUCUCUUACCUUAACCGCCACGGUGAAGGUGGAUGGCGAACUCUCCCCGAAAAAGCUGGACUCAAGAGAUGCGGCAAAAGCUGCAGACUGAGAUGGGCCAAUUAUCUUAGACCUGACAUCAAAAGAGGAGAGUUCACUGAAGACGAAGAACGUUCAAUCAUCUCUCUUCACGCCCUUCACGGCAACAAAUGGUCUGCUAUAGCUCGUGGACUACCAGGAAGAACCGAUAACGAGAUCAAGAACUACUGGAACACUCAUAUCAAAAAACGUUUGAUCAAGAAAGGUAUUGAUCCAGUUACACACAAGGGCAUAACCUCCGGUACCGACAAAUCAGAAAACCUCCCGGAGAAACAAAAUGUUAAUCUGACAACUAGUGACCAUGAUCUUGAUAAUGACAAGGCGAAGAAGAACAACAAGAAUUUUGGAUUAUCAUCGGCUAGUUUCUUGAACAAAGUAGCUAAUAGGUUCGGAAAGAGAAUCAAUCAGAGUGUUCUGUCUGAGAUUAUCGGAAGUGGAGGCCCACUUGCUUCUACUAGUCACACUACUAAUACUACAACUACAAGUGUUUCCGUUGACUCUGAAUCAGUUAAGUCAACGAGUUCUUCCUUCGCACCAACCUCGAAUCUUCUCUGCCAUGGGACCGUUGCAACAACACCAGUUUCAUCGAACUUUGACGUUGAUGGUAACGUUAAUCUGACGUGUUCUUCGUCCACGUUCUCUGAUUCCUCCGUUAACAAUCCUCUAAUGUACUGCGAUAAUUUCGUUGGUAAUAACAACGUUGAUGAUGAGGAUACUAUCGGGUUCUCCACAUUUCUGAAUGAUGAAGAUUUCAUGAUGUUGGAGGAGUCUUGUGUUGAAAACACUGCGUUCAUGAAAGAACUUACGAGGUUUCUUCACGAGGAUGAAAACGACGUCGUUGAUGUGACGCCGGUCUAUGAACGUCAAGACUUGUUUGACGAAAUUGAUAACUAUUUUGGAUGAGUGAAACUCAUAAUCGAUGAAUCCCACGUGACCAUGUCAAUAUGAUGUCUAUGGAUAUGUUACCUUGAUGAUGUUGAUGGUAAUAAUAAUAAAUAAUGAUGGUGAUGAUGACCAUGCAUGAAUCAUGAAUGUAGUUCGUGUUGUCACAUAUGCUUGUGUUUUUGUGUUUUUUUUUUUUGGUCUGAAGUGUGUUGUUUCGUUGUAAAUGGAUUAUAAAUGGUGAUGUAAUAAUUAUAAUGUUAACGAGUUGUUAACUUUAGUACUUUUAUUGUGUUGGUUAUCAGAAUUUGUAUCCAUCCGAAUAUGAGAUUGCUUUAUUUUGAAAAAUCAUUCAUUAGCUGCUGCUGCUGCUAACUACUA